This is a messenger RNA of Aspergillus ibericus CBS 121593, 614 nucleotides long. RefSeq lists its product as uncharacterized. Bases 131 to 460 code for a protein of 109 amino acids. The record is from RefSeq and is a predicted model, not a curated record. The transcript has a single exon. Lineage: Eukaryota; Fungi; Ascomycota; Eurotiomycetes; Eurotiales; Aspergillaceae.
GUGAGUAUUUAAGAUCGAGAAAGCGCUUUUUCUUUUUCUUUUUCGCCCUCCUUCACCUUCGAAUCAAGCCUCCUACGGCGUCCCCACCAGUCUUAACGACGGAAGGGUUCCCCAUAUCCUGCUUGCUUCGAUGACGCUCCCCGUCUUCUGCCACUCCAGCAGCCGGGCUAACCACAACCGACAUGGGUGGUGCAGAUGCAGCCGAAUCUCACGGAUCCGAUUCGCUUUCGUCCGCCUGGUAUCGUCAUCAGAGGGUCUAUCCGGCUGGGAAAUUAAGGUAGAGCGCUCAACAACCAACACAUCGAGGCCGACAGGCACAGUAGUGUCCCCUGGCCGGAAGGCUCGUGUGGCGCUGGUGCUGCCGUUGGUGGAAGCACAAUGGGGCUCUGGUACCGGAGACCACCGAGCGCUAUCGUUGGCUGAUCUUGGCUGCAGGGAGUGGCGGCUCCCCACUUGGUGAAGUUGGUGGGUUUGGGUUCCGACGACAGAUUUUUAACUCCCUAGGCAGUAGGCACGGCAGCUUCAAGUCACACCUUUCUGUGCGUGUGCACCGGUGGAAGGCAGUUCCGCUUACGGAGCUGCGUACUUAUUCCUUUUCGUUCUCUUAGAAUCUU